Messenger RNA from Sorex araneus (European shrew), 11174 nucleotides. It is a transcript of the gene ABCA5, whose product is annotated as ATP binding cassette subfamily A member 5. Gene Ontology annotation, molecular function: ATP binding; ABC-type transporter activity; lipid carrier activity. The transcript has 40 exons. The record is from RefSeq and is a predicted model, not a curated record. Gene Ontology annotation, cellular component: intracellular membrane-bounded organelle; membrane. Gene Ontology annotation, biological process: lipid transport; transmembrane transport. Bases 224 to 5167 code for a protein of 1647 amino acids. NCBI's taxonomy places the organism in Eukaryota, Metazoa, Chordata, Mammalia, Eulipotyphla, Soricidae.
GGCCUGCGGCGCCGGCGCGCACACGGGGCCGCCGGGAGCGCGCGCGCGCGCGCGCGGGGCCGCGCCUUCCGUCGGCUGGGCGAGCUCGGGCAGCCGCGCGCGGUCUCUCCGCAGAGCCCCGAGCCGUGCCCACUUGCAAGCUGUGCCCGUGUGACCUCGCGCUCCGGGAUCGCUCUCGGCGCUGAUCAGACGUCGUGCCAGCCAUCGAACAGCGGUUGGCCACAUGCAAGAUCCGGAAAGUAUGGCUACGGCCAUCAGAGAGGUGGGAGUGUGGAGACAGACCAGAACCCUCCUGCUGAAGAACUACCUGAUUAAAUGCAGGACUAAGAAAAGCAGCGUUCAGGAAAUUCUCUUUCCACUAUUUUUUUUAUUUUGGCUAAUACUAAUUAGCAUGAUGCAUCCAAAUGAGAAAUACGAAGAAGUGCCUGACACAGAACUCAACCCUCUGGACAAAUCUCUCCUCUCGAGCCUCAUCCUCGGAUAUACUCCAGUGACGAACAUCACGAGGGACAUCAUGCAGACGCUCUCCACUGAGCACCUUCCUGACGUUAUAGUUACUAAAGAAUAUGCAAAUGAAAGAGAACUGGUAGCGUCCAGUCUUUCUGAGCCCACCAAAUUUGCCGGGGUGGUCUUCAGAGAUUCGAUGUCCUACGAACUUCGUUUUUUCCCUGAAUUGAUUCCUGUAUCCUCCAUUUAUACGGAUUCAAGAGCCGGCUGUUCAAAAUCAUGUGAGGCUGCUCUGUUCUGGUCCUCAGGGUUCACAGUCUUACAAGCAUCAAUAGAUGCUGCCAUCAUCCAGUUGAAGACCAAUAUCUCUCUUUGGAAGGAGCUGGAGUCAACUAAAGCUAUUAUUAUGGGAGAAACCGCUGUUGUAGAAAUAGAUACCUUUCCCCGAGGAGUGAUUUUAAUAUACCUCGUGAUAGCAUUUUCACCUUUUGGAUAUUUCUUGGCAAUUCAUAUUGUAGCAGAGAAAGAGAAAAAAAUAAAAGAGUUUUUAAAGAUAAUGGGACUUCAUGAUACUGCCUUUUGGCUUUCCUGGGUUCUUCUGUAUACAAGUUUGAUUUUUCUUAUGUCCCUUCUUAUGGCAGUCAUUGCAACAGCCUCUUCGUUAUUCCCACAAAGUAGCUGCAUUGUGGUAUUUCUACUUUUUUUCCUGUAUGGAUUAUCAUCUGUAUUUUUUGCUUUAAUGCUGACACCUCUUUUUAAAAAAUCAAAGCAUGUGGGAAUAGUUGAAUUUUUAGUCACUGUGGCUUUUGGAUUUGUUGGCCUGCUAAUAGUCCUCAUGGAAAAUUUCCCGAAAUCAUUAGUGUGGCUCUUCAGCCCCUUUUGUCAGUGUACUUUUCUGAUUGGCAUUGCUCAGGUCAUGCAUUUAGAAGAUUUUAAUGAAGGCGCUUUAUUUUCUAAUUUGGCGGACGGCCCAUACCCUCUAAUUAUUACUCUGAUUAUGCUAACACUUAAUAGUAUAUUUUAUGUGCUAUUGGCUGUCUAUCUUGAUCAAGUCAUUCCAGGGGAGUUUGGCUUACGGAGAUCAUCUUUAUAUUUUCUGAAACCAUCGUAUUGGUCCAAGAGCAAGAGAAAUUAUAAGGAGUUAUCAGAGGGCAAUAUUAAUGGGAAUAUUAGUUUCAGUGAAAUUGUUGAACCUAUUUCUUCAGAAUUUAUCGGAAAAGAAGCAAUAAGAAUCAAUGGCAUUCAGAAGACGUACAGAAAGAAAGGUGAAAACGUGGAGGCUUUGAGAAGUUUGUCAUUUGACAUCUAUGAGGGUCAGAUAACUGCGUUACUUGGCCACAGUGGAACAGGAAAGAGUACAUUGAUGAAUAUUCUUUGUGGAUUGUGUCCACCUUCUGAUGGGUUUGCAUCUAUAUAUGGACAUAGAGUCUCAGAAAUAGAUGAAAUGUUUGAAGCAAGAAAAAUGAUUGGCAUUUGUCCGCAGUUAGAUAUCCAUUUUGACGUUCUGACGGUAGAAGAAAAUUUAUCUAUUUUGGCUUCAAUCAAAGGAAUACCAGCUAAUAAUGUAAUACAAGAAGUGCAAAAGGUUUUACUGGAUUUAGACAUGCAAGCUAUCAAAGAUAAUCAAGCCAAAAAAUUAAGUGGUGGUCAGAAAAGAAAACUGUCUUUAGGAAUUGCUGUUCUUGGGAAUCCAAAGAUACUCUUGCUAGAUGAACCAACGGCUGGAAUGGACCCCUGUUCUCGGCAUAUUGUCUGGAAUCUUCUAAAAUACAGAAAAGCAAAUCGGGUGACCGUGUUUAGUACUCAUUUCAUGGAUGAAGCUGACAUUCUUGCUGAUAGAAAAGCUGUCAUAUCACAGGGAAUGUUGAAAUGUGUUGGUUCUUCAAUUUUUCUCAAGAGUAAAUGGGGGAUUGGCUACCGCCUGAGCAUGCACGUUGACAAAUAUUGUGCCACCGAAUCUCUUUCUUCUCUGGUUAAACAACACAUACCCGGAGCUACUUUACUGCAGCAGAAUGACCAGCAGAUUAUAUAUAGCUUACCUUUCAGGGACAUGGACAAAUUUUCAGGUUUGUUUUCUGCUCUGGAUGCGCAUUCAAAUUUGGGUGUUAUCUCCUACGGUGUUUCAAUGACGACUUUGGAAGAUGUGUUCUUAAAGCUAGAAGUUGAAGCAGAAAUUGACCAAGCAGACUACAGCAUAUUUACUCAGAAGCCGCCCGAGGAAGAGAUGGAUUCCAAAUCUUUUGAUGAAAUGGAGCAGAGCUUCCUCAUUCUCUCGGAAACCAAGGCUGCCCGAGUGAGCACCAUGCGCCUGUGGAAGCAGCAGAUGUUGACGAUGGCCAAGUUUCACCUGCUCUCCCUGAAACGGGAAAGCAAAUCAGUGAGAUCAGUGUUGCUUCUGCUUUUAAUAUUUUUUGCAGUUCAGAUUUUUAUGUUUUUGGUGCAUCACUCUUUUAAAAAUGCUGUGGUUCCCCUCAAACUUGCUCCGGACUUAUAUUUUCUAAAACCUGAAGAGAAGCCUCAUAAAUACAGAACAAGUCUGCUUCUUCAAAACUCUACUGACUCAGAUAUCAAUGAUCUUAUUAGCUUUCUGACAGACCAGAACAUAAUGGUCACGAUGUUUAACGACAGUGACUACGUUUCCGCCUCUCCGCAUAGUGCCGCGUUAAACGUGAUGCAUUCAGAGCCGGAAUAUACUUUUACCGUUGCUUUCAACAGUACCAUGGUAUAUUCUUUGCCAGUAUUGAUGAAUCUUAUUAGUAACUACUAUCUUUAUCGUGCAAAUAUAACGGAACGCAUUCAAAUUUGGAAUACCCCAUUCUUCCAGGAAAUCACAGACAUCGUGUUUCGAAUUGAGCUGUACUUUCAAGCAGCUUUACUUGGAAUCAUUGUUACUGCUAUGCCACCAUACUUUGCCAUGGAAAAUGCAGAGAAUCAUAAGAUAAAAGCCUAUACUCAACUAAAACUUUCAGGUCUUUUACCAUCUGCAUAUUGGAUUGGACAAGCUAUUGUCGAUAUUCCUUUAUUUUUCCUUGUUCUUAUUUUGAUGCUAGCAAGUUUAUUUGCAUUUCAUUAUGGAUUAUAUUUUUAUGCUCCAGAUUCCCUUUCUGUGGUGUUUUGCUUAAUUGGUUAUGUUCCCUCAGUUAUUUUGUUUACAUAUAUUGCUUCCUUCUCUUUUAAAAAAAUUUUAAAUACCAAAGAAUUUUGGUCAUUCAUCUAUUCUGUGUUAGCACUGGCUUGCAUUGCAGUCACAGAAAUAACUUUCUUUAUGGACCACACGGCUACAACUGUUCUUCAUGCUACCUUUUGCAUAUUCAUUCCGAUCUAUCCGCUUCUGGGCUGUCUGAUUUCUUUCAUAAAGAUUUCUUGGGAGAAUAUUCAAAGAACUGAGGACCCCAGUAAGGCUUGGGCCAGAAUUGUUGUGGCAGUUAUAACGCCUUAUAUACAGUGUGUGCUAUGGAUUUUCAUUUUACAAUACUAUGAGAAAAAAUAUGGAGGCAGAUUAAUAAGAAAGGAUCCCUUUUUCAGGGCCCUGUCAACAAAACCCAAAACUAGGAAGUUUCCAGACCCUCCAAUCAAUGAAGAUGAGGAUGAAGAUGUCAAAGCAGAAAGACUGAAGGUGAAGGAGCUGAUGAGUUGCCAGUGCUGUGAAGAGAAACCUGCCAUUAUGGUCAACAAUUUGCAUAAAGAGUUUGAUGACAAGAAAGAUUUUCUUACAAGAAAAGUGAAGAAAGUGGCUACUAAAUACGUCUCUUUCUGUGUGAAAAAAGGAGAGAUCUUGGGGCUCUUGGGUCCAAACGGUGCGGGCAAAAGCACAAUGAUCAACAUUCUGGUGGGUGAUAUCCAACCAACCUCAGGCCAGGUGUUUCUAGGAGGUUAUUCUUUAGAUGCCGCUGAUGAAGACGAGCCUACGAAAUGUAUGGGAUACUGUCCGCAGAUCAACCCGCUGUGGCCAGAUCUGACGUUGCAAGAACACUUUGAAAUUUAUGGGGCCGUGAAAGGAAUGAGUGCAAGUGACAUGAAAGAAGUCAUCCCUCGAAUAACAAAUGCACUAGAUCUAAAAGAACAUUCUCAGAAAACGAUAAAGAAACUUCCUGCAGGAAUCAAGCGAAAGCUGUGUUUUGCUCUGAGUAUGCUGGGAAAUCCUCAGGUCACUCUGCUGGACGAACCGUCCACAGGUAUGGAUCCUAAAGCCAAACAGCAUAUGUGGCGAGCCAUUCGAACUGCCUUUAAAAACAAAAAGCGGGCUGCUAUUCUCACCACCCACUACAUGGAAGAGGCAGAGGCGGUGUGUGACCGGGUGGCCAUCAUGGUGGCUGGGCAGUUAAGAUGUAUCGGGACAGUCCAACAUCUGAAAAGUAAAUUUGGGAAAGGCUACUUUUUGGAAAUUAAAUUAAAGGACUGGAUAGAAAACCUCGAAAUAGACCGUCUUCACAGAGAAAUUCAGUAUAUUUUCCCAAAUGCAAGCCGUCAGGAAAGUUUUUCUUCCAUCUUGGCUUAUAAAAUUCCUAAGGAAGACGUUCAGUCCCUGUCACAAUCCUUUGCUAAACUGGAAGAAGCUAAACAUACUUUUGCCAUCGAAGAAUAUAGCUUUUCUCAAGCAACGUUGGAACAGGUUUUCGUGGAACUCACUAAAGAACAGGAGGAAGAAGAUAACAGUUGCGGGACUUUAAACAGUACGCUGUGGUGGCAGAGGACACAGGAAGAUAGAGUAGUAUUCUGAUUUGUAAUGUGGAGUCUGCUUACCGUAUUUCUAUUGUACUGUGGAGUCUGCUUACCGGGUUUAUUUCUUUUUCACUUUACUUGGCUUUGGAAUGUUCAUGAUUUGAAUGGUAACUGGAGAACUACGAAAGCAGAUGAGAUUUUUUUUUCCCCCUAAUUUUUAUCAUUGAAAUGUUGUGGUGUUUCUUUUGCUUUUCUUUCAAUAAAACUUAUGUAUAAUUAAUUGCACACUUCAGGUUCGUAUCUGAAAUGCAUUGAACUGUAGUCUGUAUGCGGAAAUGUGUAUUUACAUUUUCACCUUUCUAAAGCAGCACUUCUGAAAUUUAUGAUUUAAGGAAAUAAUGGUGGAGCAGUUUCAUGUGGAACAGUGACUUUUAUUUUUAAGUCGAGGCCGCAUUUGUUGCAUAGGUACUAUCCCUAUCAGAUACAAAAUUUAAUACAUAAAAAUGCAUAUAAAAACAUAAAAGUUCCUUGUUUCCCUUUGAGUUCUAAAAUAAACUUUCUAUGGAAGUUGACAUUCUAAAAUGCUGAAGCAUAAAUUUUACACAUUCAGUGCAGCUAGAGGUUUGCAGGAAGUUAUACCCAUAGGCGACACCCAUCAAGCAUAAUAAAUGUAUUGGGAUCUCAUUUUAUUAGAUAAAUUAAAACAUGGAUAACUUAGGUACUGAGGAGAAAGGACAAGCCAAUGUCAUCCUACAUCGUUGUGUAAUCACAGUGAGCUUAUGUUUCUUUAGCUUAUAGCAAUCCAGAACUGUCUUCAUUACGAUAAUGAAGGGAAGUUUUUGGCUAGAAUCUUAUUAGAAGCAUUCUCAUUCUUUGCUAUGACCAGAAGGCACAGACAUCUAUAGAACUGGAAGAAUUAAACUGUACCUUUAGACCAUUCAUGGAAAAUAACUUUCAAAAGACGUGAAAUUUUAGUUCAAAAUAAAAUAAUUUUCUUGGUAGUACUCACUCUUUUUUAUUUAUAAACUUUAUUCUUUUAUUUAAUUUUGAUUUUGGGGGUCACAUCUGGAGAUCCUCACUGGUUGCUCCUGGCUCUGCACUCAGGAAUUACUCCUGGUGGUGCUCACAGGACCAUAUGAGAUGCCAGGGAUCGAACCUGGGUCGGCCACGUGCAAGGCAAAAGCCCUACCCACUGUACUAUCACUCCGGCCCCUGUUGGUAAACUUUAGUAUUUCAUAUCCCUAUAGAAUUGUCAGUAUUUCAUUAUUUAGGUUUUUUUAGUGACACCUCAAAUUCACUUUGGAAUGUGGCACGUUAUAAGUGAGGUUUGGCUAAUUGAAGGUUAGCAGUAAACUGUGUAUGGUUUUCUCUGAUGCAAAAAAUCAGAAUUGCACUCUAACAGUUCAAGUAAGGUUAUGGGCAAUAUCAUCUUAGAACCACUUCCUGUAGAACACAUAUAUGGGCUAUAGGCAUGAAAUAGUAUGAAUUAUGCUCGAUGGCAUAUUUCAGUUAGAUAAAAUGAAAAUAUUAACUUUGCAAGUCAGUAUUUUAGGAAUGUGUUUCUUGUAUUCUAGUAGAACAGCAAAGCAAAAGGUCUGGUGCAGAGUCACUCUAAAUCACCACGUCUUUCCAGAAUGUUUGAACUACUUAGCACUGCCCUGUAGCACUGUCCUCCCGUUGUUCAUCGGUUUGCUUGAGUGGGCACCAGUAACGUCUCCAUUGUGAGACUUGUUGUUCCUGUUUUUGGCAUAUCGAAUAUGCCACAGGGAGCCUGCCAGGCUCUGCCAUGCAGGCGGGAUACUCUCGGUAGCUUGCCGGGCUCUCCGAGAGGGAUGGAGGAAUCGAACCUGGGUCAGCCGCAUGCAAGGCAAAUGCCACAUCUGCUGUGCUAUCGCUCCAGUCCAUGAACUUUACCUACUUAACAUAGGUUUUAACUCUACUAGGUUCUGAGACGUUUGUGAUUUGAAGUAGGGCUCCUUCCUCAGUUAGAGACAUGACAUAUUCCCUUGAGUGUUCUGGCUACAACUAUGCAUAUUCUAAAAAUACCGACUUUACCAACUAUCUCUGAGGUCCGCUGACUAAAUAAGCUGUCUGAAAACUUUGCUUGGCUUUGGCAACCCCUUCCUGGUUGAUAAUUCAUGCCAGACCCAGUUUAUCUCUUUCUAUCAAGUCACUUGCCUCCAGGUACCAAACUUUUUAUUCUUUACCUAGGAAUCUCAUUUUCAUAUCUUGAGCCAAAGUUAUAACUUUUGCUAACUUUAGGUCUGCGUGAUGAAUACUAGUCAAAGACAUUGGGGUAAAAAAUCUUUACCUUUGUAGAUAAAUUAAUAAAAAGCACACUGAAUUUUCUCAGCGAGCCAUUGCUAAGUAGGCAUUGUAAAUUUACGGGACUGGAGCAAUAGAACAGCAGGUUGGGUUUGAUCCCUGGCACCCCAUAGGGCCCCCUGAGCACUGACUGCCAGGAGUGAUUACUGAGCACAGAGCUAGGAGCAACUUCUGAGUACCACCGGGUAUGGUCCAAGCCCCACUCCCACCAAAAAAGUGCAUGAGGCCGAUCGAUUCCUCCAUCCCUCGCAGAGAGCCUGGCAAGCUACCAAGAGUAUCCUGCCCGCAUGGCUGAGCCUGGCAAGCUCCCCAUGGCGUAUUUGAUAUGCCAAAAACUGUAACAACAAGUCUCACAAUGGAGACGUUACUGGUGCCCACUUGAGCAAAUUGAUGAACAAUGGGAUGACAGUGACAGUGACGGAUUUACAGACAUCUUUUAAUGCCUAAGAUAAUUACCUUGGAUUUCUCUUUUUCUAAACUAUGUGUUUAGAAAACUAUGUGUUUAAAAAACUAUAUGUUAUCUCAAAUACUAAAUAUAACUCAGAAUAAGAAACAGAACUGUCUAUAGUAUACCAGAAUGUUCUGUGAAGUGAUAGACUUUCAGGAAACUGACCAUACAGGCAAAGAUGGGCGAUUUUUGGAAGAGGAACAUGACCAACAUGAAACAUACCUGCUUUUUCACAUUUAUUUGGUCACCUUCACUUUAUAUCUGUGAAUGUGUGAAAGAUGUCAAGUAUAGCUUUUCCCUGCAAAGUUAAAUGUAAGAUUAUACUUAUAUUAUACAUCAAACCAAUAUUUUCAUUAUUCUAUUUGUACCAUUAUCAUGCUUUUGUUGGUAGACUUUUUGAAAAUAUAUAUUAUGGUUUUUUUUUAGAUUUUUACACACUAGAAGUGAAUAUAGUUUGGUCAUGUUUUUAAUGUUAUUUCUAGGAGUCUUCUGAUUCUCUUAUCACAUAUCUUUCUUUUUUUUUUUUUUUUUUUUUGCUUUUUGGGUCACACCCAGCGAUGUUCAGGGGUUACUCCUGGCUCUGCACUCAGGAAUUACUCCUGGCGGUGCUUGGGGGACCAUAUGGGAUGCCGGGGAUCGAACCCAGGUCGGCCGCGUGCAAGGCGAACGUCCUACCCACUGUGCUAUCGCUCCGGCCCCUCACAUAUCUUUCUUAUUUAGAAGUACAAUUUCACUUAGCAUUUAGGAAAGCAAGGGUAGAUGGGAUGAUAAGAACAUGAGGCAGAAAGUCAGAUAUGACAUAUAUCUUUAUUCAUAACAUACAGUUCACAUUUUAAAGCACAUAUUUCUUUAUUUCAAAAUAUCUAAAAUUGAUUAUGAUAACUUUUCCAUACAAUCACAAAUUGGUCUAAGGACACAUGGUAGGUAAAGUUGAAAAGAACAGCUCAUAUUUUCAUUCUUGAUACAAUUUAAAGUUAAGGCUGCAAUUGAUGGAGUGACUGUGGUUAUUCCCUCUAAGGCAAACCUCUAUGUGCAGUGGUUAGGAAUUAGGUUCUUGGAAAAACAAAAAUGUUUUAUGAGAGUGAACUAUGUAUUCACUAUGUUGACUCUUAACCUGAGCUUAUAAUUUGUUCUCAAUAAAUGGAGAUUUCUUAAAAACAUUUUUUCUUUUAAAUUGACACAAAUGAUCACAUCAGUAUUUUCAUCAUUAAAAUGUUGUUACAGUAAGUUAAUUAAACAGACAUUUUGGUAACUGUUUAAAAUAUGGUGUUCUUUGGAUUGAAAGAGAACUAUCACUGUUGACACUGUGACAUUUUAAAGUAUGGUGAGUAAGAAAAUAGUUACUUAUAUAACAUAUUAUAAUAUAUGACAUAUGCUUUGCUAAAGAUUCUAGCAAUUAUACUUGGAGCACAGUUUCAUUAGUGUUAAUGGUUUUAUUUUCUGAUGAUUGGUCAGUUGACAUUUUAAUUUAGAUGUAUUCUGAAUUAAAUACAAUUAUUUCAUGUAGUGUACAAACGAGCAUUAAUUUUUGAAAGAUAUAAAUGCUUAUCUUAAAUUAUUUUUAAUAUUGCUAACAUUAAUUUUUCAUCUUCUUCCCCAAAAGAAAACACUGCAUAAAUUAAAAGACUUUUUUUCUCAGGUGAAUAAUUUUUUUAUAUCAGCUAUUCUUAUAAGGUAAAAGUUUACUUAUUUUUAUUCAUAACGUGUUAAAUGUAAGUAAUUUUCAGUGCUAUAUUUUAAGCAGAAUAAAUAUUAGCAACUAGCUUUAAGAAUUGAAAACUGACAACAACCCUUCAUUUUGUAUAUUGAAAUGGAUUAUUUGUUCUUUAAUAUUGAUAAAUAAUGAGCACUCAUAUUAGAAAUUGAACUGUAUGUCAGUAAUUUUUAAAAUACAUAAGGGGUAUUCUAAAGUGUAGAAGAAACUGACAGUUACUUACAUUUUAACUCAUCUUGCUGUUUUAAACUUAAUUUAGGUAUAGGUCUUUGUAUCAAAUCUAUUUUGUGAAAUGAAGUACUUUGACUUAUGUUUUAUUAUAUGUAUUUAACAGGUGAAGUCAUUCCCAAAUAUUUGAUGCUACAUUUUUACCAACCUUAUUAGAAUGUCUCAAUGUAUUUGCCUAUUCUAAACUUUUAUUGAAAUAAUAUUGGUUUGAAAUAUUAAAUGAGUUUCAGGCACAACCUUGUAAUUCAGCGUCUGUGCAUAGUGUCAGGAUCACCUCGGAAAAUCUACUUUUCCUCCACCACCAUAUGGUUGAUCCUCUUUACACACUUUUUUCCCUUUCCCUGCUGGUUACCACCAUUUUGUUCUUGCUAUCUGUUGCUUUGUUUUGUUCAUGUAUUUUAUCUUCCACAUUUGAGUGAGAUCAGAUGUCUUUCUCCAUCUGAUUUAUUUGACUUAGAAUAAUGUCUUCUAGGUCCAUCUAGGUUUGCAGAUAGCAAGAUUUAAUGCACACCCACAUACACACAUGUUCCUGAGUUGUAUUCUGUUUGUACAUAUACUACAUCUUUAUUUAUCACCUUUUAAUGGACACUUUGGUUGUUCCCCUAUCUUGAUUAUGAAAAAAUUGUUGUGGUCAAACUAGGGUGUUUGACAACCUCUUUGAAUUAAUGUUUUUGUAUUCUUCAGGUUAAUAUAUGGAAUUGGAAUAGAUGGAUCAUAUAAUAUUUUUAUUGCUAAUAUUUUAUGUACUUUCCAUGAUAGUUGCAUCAUUUGUAUUCCUGCUAAUAAUGUCUGAGGGUUUCUUUUUACCCCCAUUCUCAGCAACAUUUUUUUUUGUUUUGAAGGACCAGAAGUAGAGGGGUUUGUUUCUUUAUAUAAGCUAUUAUUACAGGUGUGACAUGAUACCAUUGUAGUUUUGACAGUAUUUCCCCAAUGAUACAUGAUGAUAAACAUUUAUUUACGUGAUUCUUAACCUUUUGCAUCUGUUCUUGGAGAAGUGUCUAUUCAGAUCUAUUUUUAAAUCGGGUUGUAUUAUUAUUGAGUUGUAUACGUUCUUCAUUUGUUGUCUGAGUGCUUUUUGAAUCAUGCAUAUUAAUCCUUUUUCAUAUGCAAGAGGCAAAUAUCUUAUACUAUUCAAUAGGUUGCCCUUUUGUUUUUGUUUUUCUGAUGAUUUGCUGUGCAGACACUUGGUACCGUGUUUCUAUCUUGUUUAUAUCAGUUUUCCUCCCUGCUGUUGGAGUCAAAUCCUCAAAGACAUCUAACGAGUGAUAUUAAAGAACUUAAUGAGUGUGUUUUUUCCUCUGUGUAUUACAUAAUUUCAGGCCUUACAUUAAAAUAUAUUUUGAAUUAAUA